Messenger RNA from Chara braunii, 8823 nucleotides. Lineage: Eukaryota; Viridiplantae; Streptophyta; Charophyceae; Charales; Characeae. The record is from the annotation of a GenBank genome assembly.
CCCGAAACCGGCCGGGGACAAACGUACUUGUCCUUUUGUCUUUUCUCGGUAUCUAAUAAAGGAACUGAUGAGCAUCAGCGUGUCUUCUCAAAAUGGCGGCUGUUGGUAGUGCGGCGCGAACAGACCACAGUACCUGGCUGGAGAGACCGGCGUACGAGAGAUGGCUCGUCAGACUUGAGGAGGAUCCGAGUAGGGAGGUGAUUCUCCAGGCGACGAAUUGGGCGCUGAAUGCUUUGGCGACCAUUACUACGGGGAUGGGGGGGAGCGCUGGGAUGGGGGGAGCUGAGAUUGUGGGGGGGGCUGAGCUGCAGGAGGGUGUUUCCCGGGUUGCUCGAGAGAAGCGAACGGCACAAGGGGAAGUCGGGAUCCGAGCUGGAAAAAGACGGAUGGUGCAAGGGGAAGUCGGAAUCGGGGCGGGAGAGAAGCGAACGACGAAGGGGGAAACCGCCGGGCUCGAGGCUGGAGAGAAACGCCAAACGAUGGAAGGGGAAAUCGGGAUCGGGGCUGGAGAGAAACGCCAAACGAUGGAAGGAGAAAUCGGGAUCGGGGCUGGAGAGAAACGCCAAACGAUGGAAGGGGAAGGGGAAGUCGGGGUCGGCGCUGGAGAAGGGGAGAUCGGGAUCGGGGUGGGAGAGAGAGAAGGGGAAAUGGAGGUGGGCCCGGGAGAGGAACGGACGAGGCAAGCGGAAGUCGGGAUCGCGCCCGGAGAGACACGAAGGAUGAUGCAAGGGGAAGUUGGGAUCGCGGCCGGAGAGAAAGGAACGAUGCAAGGGGAGGUUGGGAUCCCGGCCGGAGAGAAACGAACGAUGCAAGGGGGGGAAGUUGGGAUCGCGGCCGGAGAGGAGGGAACGAUGCAAUGGGAAAUGGGCCCUGGGGUAGUUCCUCCUCCGCCAUCCAUGGUCCGUCCUGUCACGACGACAGAGGAGUCGGAGUCUCCGAUUCGCUGGGGAACAACACCGGCGGCGGCUGUGCAAAGCUUCUUCAAUGAAGAAGCGGCGGCGGCGGUGACGGUGGUACGUGCUCCUCCUCCUGGUGGGACGUCGUACGGGCAGGUGGCACACGUGGCGGCUGAGGGAGCAGCAGAUGGUACUGGAGACCUCAGGACGAUGGCAUGCGACCCCGCGCUUUUGUCGCCGGGAUCGGGAUUGCCGGUUCCUCCUCCUCCUCUUCUUGAACCACGAGCUGGUCUCACCGCACCAGAAGAAGGAGCAGCAGUAGCGCAUCGAGAACGGGACCCGCCAAUCCCGAUCCCUGCGGGGUUGGAUAUGGUGGUGGUGAGUCAAGGGGGGGGGCUGCUGGGAGGACGGGUAGGCGGAUUGGGAUCGCAAUCAGUGACAACGGAUUGGCCAUUGCAAUGUGAGGGCGGGGCAGUCUCUUCAGGUACGUUAAGGACGAAGGAUGACGGCGAGAGAACUCCUGCUGCAGGAUCUGAUGCGCCACCCCCUCCCGGAGUUUUCCCCGUCGUCUUCCCCGGUCUGUCGUCUGGCGUUACUUCAACUCCUUCAGCUCCUUCAGCUCCUUCAGCUCCUUCUUCUGCUCGUAAUGAUGAUGCCUCUGCUUCCGAUGGGUGUAUCGGUGCGCCGGUGGAGGGGUUGCUGCCUGAGGCUGGAGGUCGUGGAGAACCAGCACAGGGAUUGGAUGAUGACAUGGACGUUGUCGAUGGAGCGCAGAUCGGUGCUGCUGACUUGACAUCAUCAUCGGACCGUUUGGAUCAGAGCCAUCCGACGGCGAUGAUGACGGGAGGAAGAUUCUGCGAAGACGAAGAGAAGUUGGUGUCGCCAAAGACGGCUAGUCCCGCCGCUACGGAAGAGUCGGCGGAAUUUGCGACUAGUAGGGAAGCAGGAGCAGGAUACGGCGUUGCGCUUCUUGCGAGGCUAGAGGAACUCGACAGGGGCAGGGCUGGCGAUGUCCUGGAAGAACAGAUCUCCCUAUUUCUUGAUGACAAUCGGAUACACUCCUUGGUGGCACUUAUAUGUCGCUGUACCUUAUACAGCUUUGAUGUUGUUGUAGGGUCGUCGUCGUCGUCGUCGUCGUUGUCUAACGGCGGCGGCCUGAAUGGGAAGAGGGAGGGGGAGGGGGAGGGGGAGGCGGAGGGGUUACAUCAUCGGGGGACGGAAGGGCAUCGUUGUCGAUUUCGAGCGGGAGAAGGGACUGAAAAAACCGGUCAUAGUUGUUAUGACGGGGAAAAUGCUGCGCCGCUUUCUUCAGCCGGAGAGGCGGUUGAUGAAGGUGGAGGUGGGGAUGGGGGAGAAAGAGGUGGUGGAGGAGGAGGAGGAGGAGGAGGAGGAGGAGGAGGAGGAGGAAGUGGUGGACGUUGGGAGGAAGACGAGAGCUGUUCCUGGCUUCUUGAGCUGUUAGUAAAAAAGGCGGGAAGAAGUGCUUGCGCUGGUCGGGUAUCAAAAGUCUCGGCUAUGGCAGGGGAUAGCAGCGAUGAAUCUGCUGAUGAUGAGCUGGAUGGCGAUGGCGCCAGCAAGAGCGUGGUUGCCGGGGUGCCUGAGUGGCUCAUCGGCUAUCUGUCAAUAACUUAUCUCAGAGAAGUUGUUCAUGCUUUGCUGGACGAUAUGCAAGAUCGACUAGGAGCAGGGAGAGGGAGUCGCGAGGGAGGGGGCGGGGGAGGGGGAGGGGGCGGGGGAGGGGUGAAUCGAGAAAGAGAUAGCGUGCCGUUUAUGGAAAGAUUGGUGUUAGUGUCGACGAUUCUGGAAUUUUGUGCUCAGCACGAUCCAGAGCGUCUGGCGGGCGUCUUGUUGGAAAGAUUGCUGCGGCUUUCAGAAUCAGAAGGAGAGGGUAGGAGCGAGGUGGGCAGAUGGGGACGGACUGGCGAGAAGUGUAGUGAUGAUUAUGAUUACCCUGCUGUUUCGUGGAUGGAUUGGCUUUUUGGACCUGUGGCGGCCGUGUUGGCGCUGUGCCCAGUUCUCAUCAGGGAGGUGAUUCCUCUCUUGAUGCCGAUGGUUUUGAAGAGAAUUCCUGUGUGGCUGUCGAAGCUCGACGAAGAAGACCAGCGGCAUGGUAAUCAAAACACCCCCUCUCUAUCUGAACAUUGUAGGGGGUCGUGUAGGGUUAAUUCCGGGGUAGAGAGGGGUGUUGUUGGGGGUGUAUUCUCAAGCCUAGUAUUUCCUCCCCCGAGUAUCUUUGGGGCUCGAUCUUUGCUGAGAUCGGCGGGCUCCUCGUCUCUUGCCGCCGCGUCUUGUUCCUUUGUUGAUGAUGAUGGAACAUGUCCUGGAGCUCAGCAAAGGCCGCAAGCAGCUGAUGUCAACCGAAAAGAGGAUCCCGAUCCCGAUCGUCCUGAAUCUAGUCGCCGCCGUUGCUUGGAUGCUUAUGUGCAAUGGUCGGUCGUUCUACUUCACAGAAGACUUGGAGACCUCGUCGCUGUCGCGUCGUCUCUAGUGAGUUUCUUGCACGAUUUAGCUGAGCGUUUGCCGUGUCGUAAUGGUCGUCGUAGAAGUGAUUGUAAUCGUCCUCAUCGUCGUUGUAGCUGUGACUGUGAUGAAGCUUCCGUGAUUUGUCGAACCAUAUUGAAUUGGCUAGUUGUGGAGCUGGCAGGGAGAGUCAUACCCACUCUCCUCGGUACCCUUGGGGAGAAGCGCCGCCGCAGGGCGGGGUCCCGAUCCUCCUCCUCUGGGCAGGUCCCGCCGACCAGCGGUGAUCGUCAUUUGCCCGAAGAGAACGCUUGCGAUCGCAUGGAGCCUGCAGACAAUGGUGGUCUCUCGCCGCCGACACCUCCCAGCAGUAGCAGCAGAUGCGCGAGACCUGAAUCGGCUGACAGAUCUUGCCGUACGACUCCCCCGAUCGCUGACUUCUUCGCUGCAGAUUCUUCGGUGGGGACGGCGAUGGCGGCUGCCACGAUGGGUAGAGAAAGGCAGGCGAUGGCCGAUGGCAUGGCGUUUCUGAAGCACCUGAGAGCGCAUGCGGUGAGUCUGUGGUUGAAGCUCUUGAGAGGCAAGAAAGGGACAGACGAAGGAGAGGGCAAGGGUAUGAUGAUGCUGAUCAGUGAUGCGCAAGGGAGGAGGGAGGAGGAGAAGAAGGGGUCCUCUGCCGCCGCCGCCGCCGCCGCCCCCACACAUGAAGCGGCGGGGCUCAAACUGGGUGGUGAUGGUUCUUUGCACCGCACGGCCAUUGGCCGGGAUACCGAUCUCCCUCUGCUUCGUCUCUUGGAACUUGUGGUGAUUUCAAGUCCGGAUGAGGUAGCUGCCGAGUUGAUUGCUGAGGCAACCAGAGCAAAGGAAGAGGGGGAUGACGUGGGAGAAGAGUUGUGGCGGGAAAGCGGUGGGGAGGGGAACCUCUGGUACGCGAGGCGGAUACUCCAAGUUGUCGUUGUGUGGGGAAAGGGGGACUCUGUGGUCGACUUAUGGUCUCAGAAGAUGGUCACACUGCUUGCUCUUGCCAGCCAUGACGAUGCGCUGUCUAGACUCAAAGCCAUUUCUCAGCUCUUACAGCCUUAUCCUUCCUGGAUGGAUGAGAAGCAGAAGAUGCAGAUCCACUCUGGAUCUGGAGGGCGCUCAGAGAGCCAUCAACUCCCUCUCCCUGCGCCUACUUCUCAUGGGGAUCAAUUAAGAGGAAGGUGGUGGGAAGGGGAGAAUGGCAUUGACGAGGAGCAGAGGAGUUGUAGCUGGAGUGUUGUUAGCAAGCUUCUUCAUGAAGGGCUGGAUAGGUAUUGGAGCAAUUUGCUGGCGCUGUUGCAUCGGGAUAGCUGGCCUCUUCGUGUCGCGACCGCGACGCUCAUCCAGUCUCUCUCGGUCUGUCUUCAUCCCCGGCCUCAGGUGGUUGCUUGUCGUAUCUAUCGCGCUCUAGGGAUCUUUUUCCAGUGGCUUGACGACAUUGCCCCCUCUCCUUCCGCCUUGUCCUCGACUACUAGGGUUAUCCUCCCUCCUCCUCCCCUUCAGAAGAAGAACGCUGGCUUCCGCGCCUCCGCGGCUGCAGCUCCCUCCGCUGCCGCCGCCGCCGCCGCCGCCGCAACGAAAAUCAGGCCGCCUCCGCAAGACAAGGACGGAAGCCAUGCUUAUUAUGCUCCUACUGGCGAUGACGACAAGUUUUGGCUGAUUCAAGCGCUGGAGCAAUUGAAGAGAGUGAUCGUUCGAUUGGCAAGCACGUGCUCUGAUGCGUUCAUGCUGACCGUCAAUCAAAUCCUUGAUUACUCGUUCGAUCGGUGCUCGCGCAAGGACGGUGGGGGUGUCUCGUCGGUAGUGGAGGCGUCUCAAGGGCAGCAGGAGAGCAAGAUCGGCUUCCGCCACCAGAAGGCGCCGACGGCAUUGGUAGGAGGAGGAGGAGGAGGAGGAGGAGGAGGAGGAGGAGGGGGAGCAGUCUCUCUGCGCGCGCUCUGCGCAGCUCGCCUGGAUCGGUAUGGCUGCGCCUCCAUCCUCCCGCGCUAUACGCCGAGAGAAAGCUACUCCUCUCCCAAGGAGAAGAUUCUGCUCGAGAACCGCAAGCGAAAACUUGGCGCCAUUUUCUCUCUGGAUGCGUACGAGGGGCGAAUGUCUGGUCGGACAUCGCGAAUGCGGUACUUUGUGCGGCAGGGCCCAUCUUCGGGAUCCGAGCAAGCCUCCGCAGAGGAGGAAGACAGGGUUCUGAAGCUGCGACAGGCAGACGUUCAGGUCACUUUGCACCUGGUCGAUCUUCUCCGGCAUAGUUUACAGGAGGCCAAUAGAGUGCUGCUGAAACACCAGGAACAAGAGCAGCAGCAGCAGCAGCAGCAACAACAACAGCAGCAGCAGCAGCAGCAGCAGCCGCAGCAAGCCCAACAUCAGCCCGUGCCAUCCUCGCUCGCCACUGGAAGCUGGGCUUGGCCUGUCCCUCCCAUCCGUACGAUGUGCACACUUGUCAUCGAUCGACUGCAUAUGCCCCACGAAGCGCCAAUGACCGCUCCCCAGUAUCAGGACAUACUGCCGAGGCGCGUGUCAUCUGCCCGACACCUGUUCCUCGCAGAGGCGUUCAAUCAGAACCCGCUCUUGCUGGAGCUACUGCAGGUGCUAGCGGAAGAGGCGCCUUCGCGGGAGCUGCUGCAGUUACAAGAGUUCGUUAGGGUUUUGCUCGCCGAUGCCAUCAGCAAAUGGUAUCAUGCGGUAAGGUCGAGGAGGGUGCCGUCGAGAGCACUGGGAAGCGACAACGACACCGCAGAGCGAAUGUACGCUUGCCGCCUGAUACGCAUCAUCUCCUUGGCGGGAUGGCUACCACGGCCCUUGACAUCGUGUGUGGAGAUCAUUCCUUUGCUCGAUGCCACAGACAUGCCUGAUCUUCUUCUGCUCGUCUGGCGCUGCGCCCACCAUGCCAUCUUGUUCGGUGAGAAAACGUGGUUGUCAGCAGCGUAUCCGCCCGCUUCUUACACGCUGGGGCCGUUUGUGAACGUCGGUAUGAGCAGCAGCGAUAACGGGCUGGGUUCAUCAGGAAAUGCGGGGAAUUCAGUUGCUCCAGGCAGGGGAGGAGGAGGGGGAGGAGGAGGAGGAGGAGGAGGAGUGGGGGGAGGAGGAGGAGGAGGUGGAGGUGGCUUCGACAUGCAGAAUAUGCAAGGAUUGAUUGCAGGGGCCAACUUCAGCAGCACAGAUGCAGAGGCGUAUAUGGAUAACGAGUGGGAGGGGCACCUUUUUGCCAUUCUUCGUCGAAACAUCAGUCGCAUCGGCUUCCAUUUCGCCUCCAUCUUUCCCCCAAGAACUGUAAUGACAUAAGAAAAGCAAAAGAAGAUGAACUUGAAUGACCUGAUUAUGAUACCUUCAUCAUCUGGUGUCAAGCCCGCCAUCAUUGGAUUAACCAAUCAGUCAGCAAACAUCAAUCAAUUCAAUCAAUUCAAUCAAUCAAUCAAUCAAUCAAUUCAAUCAAUCAAUCAAUCAAUCAAUCAAUCAAUUCGGCUGAGCAGGCAUCGGGCAUCAUAUGGACGUGAAGGGAAGGGUUUUGCGGCAUUUGCCGAUUCUAUCUGCUGUGGGGAAAGAAGAGCAUAGGGCAGGUAGGUUCUAUUGCUGCUAUUCCGCACAGGAUGGCUAGCCUGCCAGCUGGGGCCAUGGUAGGGGCCUGACCUGUCGGUGGGGCUGCCAGACACGACCCUCGAAAGCUGUUCUCCGUUGAUCAUAUCUCACGGUAGAGGCAACAGCUUCCAUGACCGUCUCAGAUGCAGUUUGCGUGGAGAGAGUGAGGGGGUAUUAUUGUGUGGUGGCUGCAGGCAGGUAGGGAAAGGAGACAGGAGGGGUUCCAUGGAUACGCUGUCACCCCCCGAGCGAAAUUCGGCACCCAUUGAAUUGAUGAUCUUAUCUGACCCUUGCGGAACAGCCCCUCAGUAGCGGAAGAGCAUGACAGGCUUGCUCGUGCUGUCCUUGCGCUCAUGACCACCAGCAUGCUAUCUUCACCAUGAUGAUGAUUGAUGAUGAUUGAUGAUGAUUGAUGAUGAUGAUGAUGAUGAUUGAUGAUGAUGAUGAUGAUCAUCAUCAUCAUAGACUUGAGGGUCCUGGAAAAAAGGUGGAUUGAAAGAGCUAAGGGUUGAGGAAGAUGUGGAGGAUGGAGGGGAUGUAGAUGGCCAUCCUAGAGUGACCUCUGAUGGGCACCAAAAUGAUUAUGUUGGGUUGUAUCGGUGGCGUUGCAUGCACUGCCAGAUUGAUGGGUUGAUCGUGAUAAAAGGGCACUGAAGCUGCAUCAGAAGACGCUUAGCAUCGGACACGUGUCUAGUCAAUCAUGCGUGUGAAGAGUCUGCAUGCCCCAGAGCCGUCGAACAUUGCACACACGUGUCCAACCAAUCAAGCUGUGGUUCAGAAUGACAAAGAGCUGUGGUUGUGUGUGCAGCAUCGAAAAGACGCAGCCAGCGAUGGAUCGUUUCAAAGGCUGCUGUGCUUCUUGGGGCCUAACGAGAGGAACUGGCAAAUGCAUCUUCUUCACUCACUCCGAAGGUGGCAGAAUACAUCUGUUUCUAUUCAUAGUAGCGGAUGUGCUUUGCCAUUUUCUGUUUGACGAUGUGUUCGUCUCUUUUCUCGUGUUUUUGGUGAGCACUGUGAUGAGGCCUGUCGGCCCUGUCGGCCAUCGAGAAGAUGGAGUCGGAUGCUGCGAGGACAUCUAGAAGCCAAAAGCUCUGCAAUUUUUGCAACAGGAAGAAAUGUCCCGUGGCCAGUACCGGGAGCGCCUUUUUUUUCCUGUGUGAUGGCUGAGGAAGAGACAAUGCAUUUGGCCACUUUCUUGGCGUGAAUGACUGCAUCUGGACUCCCUCCCAGUACACAUGCGGUUCAGAUAAUCGGACAAAUUCGUAUAACGGGAAGACGAAGAUGUCGUAACCGAGAGCCGAUGGAUGGCGAUUCGGAAGCCGGUGUUGACAACAACACAUUUACCUGCCAAGGCGGAAGGAGGUAGCUGUCGUUGGUAAAAGCACCCCACCCUGAUAACGAAUGUAUACAAGCGGUCUUUCCAGUUCUCGGUUCAGCCAUAAAUUAUAUGGCCGUGCUUGCUGUCUUCAAGGGAAGGCAUGAGGGUGCACAUACAUACAUAAUGUAGGGGUAGGGGUGUUCGAGGUAUGAGGUGGUUCCUCAGGUCCACGGGACAUUCUCCGUCCCGAAAGAUGUUUUGGGCCCGAUCCGGAAGACAUUUGGGGUCAUGGAACGCUGAUCUGGCCAUUUUUCGCCCGAAAGAUAUUUUGGGCCCGAUCCAGAAGACAUUUGGGUUCAUGGAACGCUGAUCCGGAAGACAUUUGGGGUCAUGGAACGCUGAUCUGGCCAUUAGCCGAACAGACGGAAGACGGUCUAUCCUGCGGGUGCACAAUUUUUUAUGAAGGCCGCAGCAAAAAAAAAACAGUUGACAGGAUCUCAAUCUCCGGAAGCUUUUCGCUUCUAGCUUUGAGGUUUUGUACCAGCCUCCAGAAGC